AAGGGAGGGAGGGAGGAGAGAAGGAGGAAGGGAGGGAGGGAGCAAGCCAGGGAGGGAGGGAGGUUACAGAGCCUACUGGUAUUAGUGUUCUUUUUCAUUCCCUCCCUGACCUGAGGAGCUGACAGAAGAAAGAGAGAGGGAGAGAGUGAGGGAGAGAGAGAGAGAGAGAGAGGAAAUUGAGAUGGUGUUCAGCUCCACCACUCAGUAGCAGACGCCAGUGUCAGGGUGGAUGACACAGACCUGAGGAUACCGGUGGACACUUCAUCUAAAAAACGGUUUUAUUUUUUUGUUGGAUUACUCGGUGUGACUGCUGAGCACCUGAACCUGGGCACACCUCGACGGCAGGCAGAAGAUGCGGACCAAAAGCAGUGGAGUGGAGACCACAGCCAACGGGGUGCUGGGCGUUUCACAGGACGACCGCGACCUCAGCCAAGAACAGGAAGUGGGUUUGUCUGUGAAGAGUCUAAAAGCAAGAGUCCGGCAGAAUGUGUGCGAGGAUCCAGCGGAGGUGAUCACUGACAAAGAAAAGCUGCUGCUGACGUCCUCGGACGCUGGAGAGAAAAGACGCGACAUCAUGGAUCUGCCCAAAGAAGAUCUGCUCAAACUGCUGGGGAUCAUGGAAGGAGAGGUGCAGGCCAGAGAAGAUGUCAUCAGCAUGUUAAAGUCCAAACAGACUUCCGCUGAGACCGUUGAAUCGCGUUACGGCUCUGCAGUUCCCACCUCGGCCCUCCAGGCCCUGCAGAGAGACAGCUCCAUGGCUGCCAGUGAACCACUGCACCACAGUGUCUACCACGAGCCCAUGGCUGAGCUUGAUCGUCUGCAGGAGAAGCACAAGGAAACGUACCGACGGAUGCUCGGUCAGUUGCUGCUGGCUGAAAAGUGCCACAGACGCACGGUCCACGAGCUGGACACCGAGAAACGCAAACACGUGGACUACAUGAACAAGAGCGACGACUUCACCAACCUGUUGGAGCAAGAGAGGGAGAGGCUGAAAAGGCUACUCGAGAACGAAAAAGCGUACCAAGCAAAAAAGGAAAAGGAGCACUCCAAACGUCUGGCCAAGCUGCGAGAGGAGUUGGUCAAGCUGAAGUCUUUUGUCCUGAUGCUGGUCAAUGAGCGGCAGCAGCACCUCGAGCAAAUGGACAAACAGAGCCAGCGGGUCCAGGAACUCAGCCAGCAGUUGCAACAACGCGAACAAGCGCUGAGUGAAGCCAGGGAGUGUGCUCAAGAGGAUGGCUUCAGGGUGAAGACCCUGGAGGUUGAGCUGAAGGAGAAAUCUGCCACAUUCAACCAGCAACAUGAGGAGGUGACCGCCAAGCUGGCCGGUCAGGAGCAGCACAACCGUCAGCUCAAUGCCAAAGUUUUGGGACUUACACAUAAAGUGGAAGAGCUGGAAGACACCAACAGGAUAUUGAAAAGGUCUGAGGAGGAAUUGCAGGAGCUCAGGGAGAAGAUUACCAAAAAGGAAUGUGGCAAUUCCCAUAUGGUUGCUGAGUUGGAGAGUUUGAGGAAACAAGUUCUAGAAAUGGAGGGAAAGGACGAGGAGAUUAUGAAGACUGAAAAUCAGUGUAAGGAACUAAAAAAGAGACUUCAGGAGGAGGACGCUAGGAGUAAAGACUUAAGACUGGAAGUGGAGAAGCUCCAGAAAAGAAUGAUGGAGUUGGAGAAACUUGAAGGUGCAUUCAACCUGAGUAAGUCUGAGUGUACACAGUUACAUAAUGCUCUGGAAAAGGAAAAAGGCCUGAACAAAGAGCUUUCAGAUGAAGUUGUGUCCCUCAGGAUCCGUAUGAAAGAGCUGGAGUCCUCUGAACUCAGGUUGGAAAAGUCCGAGCUCAGUCUCAAGGAUGACUUGAGCAAACUGAAGUCGCUGACGGUUGCUCUGAUGGAAGAACGCAAGACCCUCAUUGAGAGAAUAAAGACAGAUGAGAAGAAACAGGAGGACUUGAGUACAAUGGUCAAAGCUGAGCAGGGGAAGGUUAUGGACGUGACUGAGAAACUGAUAGAAGAAAGCAAAAAACUCCUGAAACUUAAAUCAGAAAUGGAAACUAAAGUGGAAACUUUAACCAUUGAAAAGGGAGAGCUAAACAACCAGCUGGCAAACGAAAUGGAUAAAUCUAAAGACCUUUCUUCUGAAUUCACUCAAAUUAAAAGGAGGUUAGACGGCUACGAGCAGGCGGAAAGGCUAUCAGCGAAAAACUCAGUCAAAUGCGACGCGAUGAGAAUGUCUGACUCUGUACAAAGAGAAGACAACAAAAUUAAGGAACUGACGUUUGAAAUUGAACGCCUGAAAAAUCGCCUCAAACAACUUGAAGUUGUGGAGGGAGACCUGAUCAAGACAGAGGAUCAGUACGAUUUGUUGGAGAAAAGGUUCAUGACAGAACAGGACAAAGCUAACAUUCUUUCUCGUCAGGUGGAGGAAAUGAGAAAUCAGAUAGCGAGAAACAAAGCUGUGGAGAAGGGAGAAGAGGAAAGCCGAGAAGAAGACCUUAGGCAGAGAUGCAAGAGAGAAGAAGCUAGGACCAGGGAACUGCAGGCUGAUGUGGUCGCCCUCAAAGAGAAGAUCCAUGAACUGAUGCACAAGGAAGACCAGCUUUCCCAGUUGCAGGUGGACUACUCCCUCCUGCAGCAGAGGUUCCUGGAAGAGGAAGAGAAAGCCAAAAACAUGAGAACAGAAGUUUUCCACCUCAGCAAAGAGCUGGAAAUGGCCAAACGUCAGAGUCGAGCGUUGAGGCCCAGCUUAAAUGGAAGAAGGAUCGUAGAUGUUGCUGUAACAUCGACUGGGGUACAGACAGAGGUGUCAGCCACUGGGUCGGCAGAGGAAGAUACUCCAGCUGUGUUUAUCAGGAAGUCUGUUCAAGAAGAAAAUCAUAUCAUGAACAACAUCAGACAAAAGUGUCUAAAGAAACCGACAGAAAAGACCGUGGAGCGUUGUCCAUCAUCUGGCAGUGACCUGGGCAUGAAAAAAUCCUGGAUUCCUUGGAUGAGGAAAAAGGACAACCACCCUCAAGAGACCAACUUGCACAUCAAUGGAGAGCAUUUGCCCUCCGAACUGACUAUGCCUGCAAAACAAGGGCAACCGUUACACAUACGAGUUACACCUAACCAUCAAAACAACUUGGCCACCCUUGAGAUUAGCAGCUCGACUACCGAAGAUGCUUUCUCUAGUUCCGCUCCCCUAAGCCCUAAUCCAUCUCAACCCAAAUCCAGAAUCACAAUCAUUCCGACUUACUCUGCCCCAAACCCCAAAAGAAAGCCAACGUCUACACAUCACGGCCCUGAAAGAGCCAAGUCCCCGGUCACUAUCACAGCCAUAUCCAGAGCCAAAUCUCCAGAGAGCAGUAGAGCUCCCUCUAGUGGUUCAGGACGCCCUAUGUCCCCAGUUACUAUGAUGACCGUCAGCACCACUGUGGUUUCUGAAACAUCUGCUUCUCCAGAGCCCCAGGAGAUGACCAUGGGUCGAGCCGUUUUCAAGGUCACCCCUGAGAAGCAGAUGGUCCCAGUGCCUGUAAGGAAGGGCCACAACAACACCAGCAUCAUCACCACAACCGAAGACAACAAGAUCCACAUACAGCUUAGCAACAGCAUAGCCCCAAAGAUGGUGGUCAGACCGGUGACUUCUGUAACCGAGGGCAAAGAAAUGACCUUAUCAACAGGCACGGUUCUGCGUUCCCCACGUCAAAUCACCACCACUGCCACCAAGAGCACACAGAGCAAAGUGAUGAGCAGUAUCACAAUCUGCCCUGCCACAUCCACUACCACCAGACCCACACAGGCCUUGACAGGGCAUGAUGCCCAGCAACCUCGAACAGGACUGACUCGCAUCCCAAUGUCCAAGAACCUCAAGACAGGAAAAGCGGUGUUGGGAUCCCUGGGGAUCUCGAGCGGACUGAGGUUGGAGUCCCGGGCUGAGACUCAGUCCAUGAGGAUAGAAGUGAAGAAAUCCACUGUGAACGGCAACACUGUACACAGCGGUGGAAAAACCUGACUGACAUGAGAAGAUCCUAAAAGGCUUCAGAGACAACGUUCACGUCGACUAUAAAGCUCUGAGGAUGUUCCUGUACAUUUUCUUGUCCUCAGAUCUUUUAUUUUUCACCGUCUUUGUACUUGUCUGUCUCGUCUAUUUUGACACAUGAAUGGACUCAUAUUCAGUUGAUUUACCGUGUGUUUAGUUUUGGGCAUUUUUAGUUAAAUGUAUCAGACUGUGCGGCUCCUAACAGCUUCCUGCUCCGUGUGGUCAAACGACACAAUAUAAAACAGAUUACUAAUUUUUAAUGUAACUUGUGUUUAUACCUCCAAUGUGUAUUUGAAAUAAAUCUGUUGUCAGACCAUAA
Cynoglossus semilaevis (tongue sole) is the source of this 4331-nucleotide messenger RNA. Its product is annotated as filamin-A-interacting protein 1-like. The coding region runs from base 353 to 3985 and encodes 1210 amino acids. The transcript is spliced from 6 exons. The record is from RefSeq and is a predicted model, not a curated record. NCBI's taxonomy places the organism in Eukaryota, Metazoa, Chordata, Actinopteri, Pleuronectiformes, Cynoglossidae.